AUGUGUUCGGCGACGUGUGGGCAAGGAGUCCGGCAUAGAGAAGUGUUUUGCCAACGAGGUCGCCGAAUGCGAGCGCCAGAUUCUGUCUGCGACUCGUUGCGCAGACCGGCCACCACGUCCAACUGCUACCUGACAGCGUGUCCAGCCUAUCACUGGGCCACUACGCCAUGGUCCAAGUGCGUGGAUUCGUGCGCAAGGAGUGAACAACAUCGCCGUGUGUACUGCGUGAAUAACGCAGGAAGACGCGCCGCCCCACGUAUGUGCGACUCAGCUCAUGCUCCGCCCAGUAAGAGACAAUGUGAUAUUUCCAAGUGCCCUUAUGAGUGGGUUCCCGGACCGUGGAACACCUGUUCCAAAACAUGCGGAAAGGGCACCCAGUUUCGCUUUGUAGAGUGUCGUGUAAAAACGCUAAACGCUACUAGGAACAGUGAAGCAGCCGUGCCUAAAGAGAAAUGUGAUGCACUACCAAUGCCCAUCGAAUCCCAAGAGUGCGAUUUGAAUGCCUGCGAAUCCGAAUUCCAGUGGCAGAUCGGACCAUGGGGAGCGUGCUCUCAAACCUGUGGACAAGGUGUACGACGACGUAAAGUGCGUUGCUAUAAUCGUAUGGGAGUGUUGGUGGCACGUGGUAAUUGUGAGAAGAAUUCGCCUCGUCCUCGUCGAACACAAACUUGCUUCCAAAGAAAUUGUUUGCCAGCCACUUGCCAAGAGAUCCGUGCACAGAAUAUUGUCUCACAUUCUGUCGAUGGAAAUUACACGGUACUACUAGACGGAUUCCCGGUCGUCGUCUAUUGUCACCGAAUGAACGAAACGAUUCCAAAGUCCUACAUCAACCUGAAUCCUGUAACGAAUUUCGCCGAAGUGUAUGGAAAGCGCUUAAUCUACCCUCAUACUUGCCCAUUCAAUGGCGAAAGGAAUGAUUCAUGUCAGUGUACCGAUGACGGCGAUGCGAACGCCGGUUUGACCCAUUUCAGAAAAGUUCGAGUCGAUUUGCUCAAUCGCAAAAUCAACAGUAAGUUAUGCAUAUGCAUACAGUUACGUCUUCGAUAG
Messenger RNA from Ostertagia ostertagi, 1047 nucleotides. The record is from the annotation of a GenBank genome assembly. NCBI's taxonomy places the organism in Eukaryota, Metazoa, Nematoda, Chromadorea, Rhabditida, Trichostrongylidae.